Molecule: messenger RNA, 1491 nt
Organism: Lagopus leucura (white-tailed ptarmigan)
Lineage: Eukaryota; Metazoa; Chordata; Aves; Galliformes; Phasianidae
Gene: GINS2
Product: GINS complex subunit 2
Exons: 5
Coding region: 47-604 (185 amino acids)
Biological process (GO): DNA replication; double-strand break repair via break-induced replication
Cellular component (GO): GINS complex; nucleus
Source: RefSeq, a predicted model, not a curated record
GUUCCCGUCCCAGUUCUGCGCGCGGCGCCGGUCCGGGUCGGUACGCAUGGAACCGGCCGAGGCGGAGUUCCUGGCCGAGAAGGAGCUGGUGACCAUCGUGCCCAGCUUCAGCAUGGACCGCGUGCACCUCAUCGGGGGGGAUCUGGGCCCUUUCAAUCCCGGUUUGCCAGUGGAAGUGCCUGUCUGGUUGGCCAUCAAUCUGAAGCAGAGGCAGAAGUGCCGGCUGAUACCCCCAGAGUGGAUGGAUGUGGAAAAGCUGGAGGAAAUUCGGGACCAGGAGCGCAAAGAGGACACCUUCACUCCGAUGCCCAGCCCCUAUUAUAUGGAACUCACAAAGCUGCUCUUAAACUACGCCUCCGACAACAUCCCCAAAGCAGACGAGAUCCGGACGCUGGUGAAGGACACGUGGGACACACGGAUGGCCAAACUGAGGCUGUCUGCAGACAGCUUCGUCCGGCAGCAGGAGGCCCACGCCAAGCUGGAUAAUCUGACGCUGAUGGAGAUCAACACCAUUGGGACUUUCCUUACUCAAGCCUUAGACCACAUGUACAAGCUCCGGACCAACCUGCAACCUUCUGGGAGCACAGAGUCCCAGGAUUUCUGAGCUCUUCUGCCCACCCCAACCCUCCCAGCACACACACAGCCACUGUGCCAGCUUCCACCUCUUCGUGCACAUCUGCCAGAACCCUGGGAGCUUUGUGAGCCGUCAGCCACGUGCAGCCCGUGCCCGGCAGCAGCUGCAGAAGCAGGUUGGGCUUCCCCUGCCUGGGGAGGGAGCAGGGCAGAGCUGGCACAGGGCAUUCCCUGCAUGAGAGCUCCACGAAGCCCUCGCUUCCCCUUCACAGAGCUUCGCCUCUCCCUUUGGUUCAGAGGCUGCUGCCAAAGACGUGCACGGAUACAGGUGGUGGCUUGCCAGCAUCCAGCUAAUGAUGUCGGGCAGAUCUCUCUGCCCUGCAGAGUGUGGAUGUACUUCAUAGAGGGAACUUCUGAGGGCAGCACAGGCCACACACUGGCUUGAAAGCAAUGAAUUUUAAGGCAGAGCUUCGCUGUGGAUUCGCUCGGAGCCUCAAAACAGGGAAAGAUGUGCCUGCAGCGAGAGCGCUGGGAGGCACACAUCCAUCUGCUCCAUGGAGAAGGACAAAAGAAAAUGGCUUUUCCCUCUCUGGUUGGUGCUAUUGAACCUCCCAGCACCUGGGCCACCACCAGGCUGAGCAGGACCCCAAGGGAAGGGGGGCAGGACCCCAAAAGGUGGGGUGGCAAAGCUGGGAGCAGUGCCCUUUUCUUAUUGCUGCUGGGGGAGAAAGAAUCCUGCCAUCGUCAGGAAGAUUCUAUGAUGAUGAUUUUUGUUGUUGUUCUGAUGUUUUCAGAAAUGACAGCCAUGGAGUCAUAAAUACCUACUUGCUACACUCACCAAAUGAUCUCCUCCAUCACAGUUAAUUCAAACAAAGAUGCUGAGAACAAGUUUAGGGUGGGUUUUUUUCUCCAUCUCUU